This is a messenger RNA of Paramecium tetraurelia, 1167 nucleotides long. RefSeq lists its product as uncharacterized. Lineage: Eukaryota; Ciliophora; Oligohymenophorea; Peniculida; Parameciidae. The transcript has 2 exons. The record is from RefSeq and is a predicted model, not a curated record.
AUGAAUGAUGAACUUGCACGAGAAACACUCAUUGUUUAAAAUUAAUCAUAGCAACUUACCUAUACAUAAAUUCUAAAAGCCCUUUAGCCUCAGAGUCUUAAGACAUUCAGAUUCAAUAUUCCUGAGAUCUCUAUUUUUAAUUAAGGUGAAGUAGAAUUAUUCAUCUCCUAAAGAAGAACAAAUCUUAAUGGUCAAUAUAAAUAACUCAGGAAUCUGCCACACUAUAGACUGAAAGCAUUGAUGCCUAAAAAUGGCUGCAUUUGUAAAUAUGUCGAUUAGAAUCUUUAAAUGAUGACGGAUAUUGAAUUCACCAUUCUACUCAACAAGAGAAGAAAUGAAACAAUUUGGAAGGAAAUAUUCUAUUUACAGUCAUAAUAUUUGGUGGAUCAAAGAGUUCUAUAUGUGGCAGAAUAAGAUGAUUCCACAACUUUAUACAAACGAGCAUACAUUGAAGUAGGCAUCUUGACAAAGGACAUUGUAAUUGCUUCAUCUCAAUUUAUCACAGAUGAGGAGGAAGAUCAGUAUGAAAGAAGCCUAACUUAAGAGUCAUUGUGUCAAUAUUACACUUACAAAAUAAUACACUUUCUUGAAAAAGUAAGGAAUAUUAAAAUAACACAUGGAAUCUUCAAAUGGAGCAUAGAGAAAUUAAGGCAUUAUUACUUUGUGGACUCAUAGAAUGUCAGCUUUUAAAAUAUUGUUAUUGAGGAUAAAAAAUUAAAUUAAAAACAACUAAACCCACUUCAAUUAAUGGAUUCCAUCAACGAUGAUGUAGUUAAGUAAUACACUACUUUCUUAAACAGCGAAUACGAGAAAAAAAAAUAAGAGUUUGGUUUCAAUGAGAAAUAAUUUAACAUUACAAAGGACAGAGAAACUGAAUAUGUAUUUAAGGAGAUACAUAAGGGUUCAAAAAUAUAGUAUAAUUAAUUGUUUCGAGAUAUUGACUCUUUUACUAAAUAUGAAGGAAUAUUAUUAAAAUAAAUUAAAUAAAAACAUACCAUGAAAUAUAUUAAGCCUAGACCAAGAAUUAUGACCAUUUAAACUAAUUAAUCUCCCAACAAAACAUUGCCAGUUAGAUCAUUUACAUAACAAAAGUAAAGAACUCCUACCUACAAGCACUACAAAUCUAACUUGAAAUAUAAUACUUUGCCAUACUUAUUAUAAUGUUGA